AUGGCUACCAACGGCGACUUGCCCUCCGACGACGAGUUUUCCCAGCCUGGCACACCUCCUGGUGAUGAGAACGAUGUCGACGACAUUGAGGAGACCAACCAGCCACCCAAAUCUGCCCUGAAAAAGAGCACCACUGCAGCGAUCCCCGAACCACAAGUUCCUCGCCCCGUCCUGCCUGAACAACCCGAUCCGAAAGACCUCGAUGUCUCGACACUUACUCCUCUAUCGCCCGAAAUCAUUUGCCGGCAAGCCACCAUCAAUAUUGGCACGAUAGGCCAUGUGGCUCACGGCAAGUCGACCGUCGUCAAAGCCAUCUCGGGCGUCCAGACUGUCCGAUUUAAAAAUGAAUUAGAACGAAACAUCACCAUCAAGUUGGGUUAUGCCAACGCCAAGAUCUACAAGUGCGACAAUCCCGAGUGUCCCAGACCGACAUGCUACAAAUCCUACAAGUCCGAAAAGGAGAUCGACCCUCCGUGUGAAAGAGAAGGCUGCGGUGGCACAUACCGACUUCUCCGGCACGUUUCGUUUGUCGAUUGCCCCGGGCACGAUAUUCUCAUGAGCACCAUGUUAUCAGGCGCCGCCGUCAUGGACGCUGCAUUGCUUCUGAUAGCAGGAAACGAAAGCUGUCCCCAGCCACAGACCUCGGAACAUCUUGCCGCCAUCGAGAUCAUGAAACUCAACCACAUCAUCAUUCUCCAGAACAAGGUCGACCUGAUGCGAGAAGAGGGCGCACAAGCACAUUACGAGUCGAUUCUGAAAUUCAUCAAAGGUACUGUUGCGGACGGGUCCCCGAUCAUCCCGAUCUCGGCACAGUUGAAAUACAACAUCGACGCCAUCAAUGAGUAUCUUGUCACCAAAAUCCCGGUCCCUGUGCGAAACUUCAGCGCGGCGCCACACAUGAUUGUCAUUCGAUCAUUCGAUGUGAACAAGCCCGGUGCUGAGAUUGAGGAUCUCAAGGGUGGUGUUGCGGGUGGUUCCAUUCUCACUGGCGUCCUCAAACUCGGCGACGAAAUUGAGAUCCGUCCAGGCAUUAUCACGAAGGAUGCGACGGGCCAAACUGUCUGCCGCCCUAUCAUGUCCCGCGUGGUGAGCUUGUUCGCCGAACACAAUGAUCUCAAAUUCGCCGUGCCUGGAGGCCUCAUCGGUGUGGGCACACGGGUUGACCCGACACUGUGCAGAGCAGACCGUCUUGUCGGCCACGUGCUGGGUUUGAAGGGUCAGCUUCCAGAAAUCUACAUGGAACUGGAGGUUAACUACUUCUUGCUCCGGCGUCUGUUGGGUGUCAAGACUGCGGACGGCAAGCAAGCUAAGGUGGCCAAGCUGGCAAAGAACGAAGUACUGAUGGUGAACAUCGGGUCGACGGCGACGGGUGCCAAGGUCAUGGGCGUGAAGGCUGAUGCGGCCAAGCUGACUUUGACUAAUCCAGCCUGUACGGCCAUCGGGGAAAAGAUUGCGCUGAGUCGGAGAAUCGAGAAGCACUGGCGAUUGAUUGGAUGGGCAAAUAUCGUGGCAGGGAAUACCAUCGAACCGGAGUCCUCUUAG
This is a messenger RNA of Fonsecaea erecta, 1542 nucleotides long. RefSeq names its product eukaryotic translation initiation factor 2 subunit gamma. The record is from RefSeq and is a predicted model, not a curated record. NCBI's taxonomy places the organism in Eukaryota, Fungi, Ascomycota, Eurotiomycetes, Chaetothyriales, Herpotrichiellaceae. Gene Ontology annotation, biological process: positive regulation of translational fidelity; formation of translation preinitiation complex. The transcript has a single exon. Gene Ontology annotation, cellular component: cytosol; eukaryotic translation initiation factor 2 complex. Bases 1 to 1542 code for a protein of 513 amino acids. Gene Ontology annotation, molecular function: tRNA binding; GTP binding; translation initiation factor activity.